GUUUUCUCCGAAUGUAUAUUGAACGCCUCCACGAGUGAGUCCGUUGGUCUCUCGCGUGGAUCCCGGACAACCUUGGAUUUGCAAGCGGACGCAGUGAAACGAACAUUUUGCUAAUUAUUUGAAGUGUUUUAAAGACUUAACUAACAGUCUAGUCUGGUCUAGUUAAACUAGAUCAAAACCCGCAGGCGGUGAAAAAUCCAUCCACCCUCUUUUGAGAGAAUAUGCUCAGACAGUAAAUCGUCCAUAUCCACACUGAUAUGUCUCUGGCAAAGAUCACACGUCUCCGCUCAGCGAGGCUGCUUAGCUCCAUCCACCAGCAGCACCAGCAGCACCAGCAGCAGCAGCAGCUCCCCCACUCCAUCACUCCCCUCACUGUGCCCAGAAGACCUAUGAUUCAGGGUGAAUACAGACGGCCUGGCAAGCCCAAAGAAGACAAGUUUCCAUGGCAGAAGAUCAAGUUUGACUUUGCAAAGGGUUUGGAGGGGAUAAAGAAGCAUUUCACACUGCUGAAAAAUGAGUUUUCUGACCCCUGGGUUGGUCCAGAAGGCAAACCGAUCCUCGAGCACAUGUUGGAGCAGAACCGAGUGAUAUGGGAGUUCAGAGGUCCAGAGAGCCUGGAGCAGUGGACGGUGUCCUCAGAUCAUGAGAUAGGAGGCCAAAGUGAAGUUCACCUGAAGCUUGGCAGAAGUAAUAAUACCUGUUUUCUGUAUGGGACUCUGAAUUCUGCUCCUCCAAAGGACGGAGAAACACGCUACAGUGGCUACUGCACCAUGCGCUCAAAGCAACCACUGGCUUCAUUUGAUAGAAAAAAGCACCACGAUUGGACCAAUUUCAACACCCUGCAUUUGCGCGUGCGUGGUGACGGCCGUCCAUGGAUGAUCAGCAUUGCGACAGAAACGUACUUCUCUCACCAGAAAGAUGACAUAUACUGUUACUUCCUGUACACCAGGGGAGGACCCUACUGGCAAGACGUCAAGAUACCUUUUUCCAAGUUCUUCCUCUCACAUCGCGGGAGGAUACAUGACGAUCAGCAUCCUGUCUUGCUGGACAAGGUAAACACUGUGGGAUUUACCUUGGGAGACAAAGCUGACGGACCGUUCCAGCUGGAGAUUGAUUUCAUUGGGGUCUGCAAAGAUUAUGCACACACUGAGGAGUUCGCCUAUGAGGUGUACAAGAGGAACCCUGAAGUUUGAGAUGCAGUUUGCAGCUGAACUGUUAUUGACUAAAGAUACUGUAUAUGUGGAUUCUAGUACUUGUCCUGCAGUAUGUCACCAACUGUAACACAUUUUGUACCUGCAGAACUUGGCUAUUAGCCGUGAAGAAUUAUGUUUGUCAGUUCAGGAUUUUCUCAGUGAGAUAAAACAUGAUAAGUGAUGACAUCUCUGAGAUUGUCGUGCUGCUCUUGCACAAUGAAAUCAGGUUGUUUAUUUUGUUUCAACUCCUGUAUGUGACACAUCAUCCAGAGCUUAGUUAGCAAUAAAAAUAAUUUUCCCGGUGAA
This is a messenger RNA of Scatophagus argus, 1499 nucleotides long. It is a transcript of the gene ndufaf1, whose product is annotated as NADH:ubiquinone oxidoreductase complex assembly factor 1. Gene Ontology annotation, cellular component: mitochondrion. The coding region runs from base 258 to 1193 and encodes 311 amino acids. Lineage: Eukaryota; Metazoa; Chordata; Actinopteri; Scatophagidae. The transcript has 5 exons. Gene Ontology annotation, biological process: mitochondrial electron transport, NADH to ubiquinone; mitochondrial respiratory chain complex I assembly. The record is from RefSeq and is a predicted model, not a curated record.